Molecule: messenger RNA, 2805 nt
Organism: Hyla sarda
Lineage: Eukaryota; Metazoa; Chordata; Amphibia; Anura; Hylidae
Gene: EFHC2
Product: EF-hand domain containing 2
Exons: 15
Coding region: 108-2339 (743 amino acids)
Biological process (GO): regulation of neuron projection development
Cellular component (GO): microtubule
Source: RefSeq, a predicted model, not a curated record
AACUGAGAGUCACCAGGAAACCAGCAGAGAAACAAUGCCGUCUCCAUGGUGGCAGCAGCUCAGUGUAUGACACCAGAUAUACAGUGACGGCCGGGCUGCUGAACACCAUGGCUCUGCCAUUCCUGCCAGGAAACUCCUUUAACCGCAGCCUAGGAAAAGAGAAGUUUCAUAAAUCGCAACAUUUUGGCUACUCUAAUGAUGUCUCCAUGUUGUUGGGUGAAGACAAGCCAGGAAUUGGAGGAGAACUGCUUCCUGGACAGAAAAUCAAGCAUAAAUUCAGUGUCUACCCCCGAGGGGUGGGCAGUGAUGCUCCAUCUUGGGUAGCUUUUGAUAAACAGGUGUUAUCAUUUGAAGCCUAUUUUGAAGAGGAAGUUCAUCAGAGAAGGGAGGAAGUUUAUCGCGUGCGGAAAUGUAAAAUAUAUUUCUAUCUAGAAGAUGAUACAAUUCAAGUAGUAGAACCUGAAAUGAAAAACAGUGGAAUUCCUCAGGGGACGAUAAUCCGACGUCAUCGUAUUCCACUUCCACCCCCUAAUGAUGACCAGUUUUAUACUGUGGAUUAUUUCAACAUCAACAAAGACAUUGUGUUUUACUCAAGAAUUUUCAAAAUUGUAAAUUGUGAUGAAUUUACUAAAAACUUCCUACGGAAACUUGGAGUCAGAGUUAAUCCUCCAGGGACAAUUCCAGCAGAUGCCUACUCUACUAUUCGCAAACAGAUGGAAGAUAACAUGAAGCCACUACGCCCGUAUGAACGUAUGGAUACUCUAAAACAGUUCCUAGAACAUGACAGACAAGUUUUGCGGUUUUACUGUCUGUGGGAUGAUACAACAUCACCUUUUGGAGAUGCAAGAGAACUUAUAUUACAUUAUUUCUUAGCUGAUGACACAGUUGAAAUUAUAGAGGUCAUACCACCAAAUUCUGGACGGGACUCUGUUCCAGUCUUUCUUCAUCGAGGAAAACUACCUAAGCAAGCCCCAACAAGAAUAUAUAACCCUGGAGAGAUCACGUCUCGCACUGUCCUCAAUGUCUUUGGCCCAAUGGGACAUGGAGGUCGCUAUAUUCUGGAUAAUCUUAAAACAGGAUCUGUGCAUCAGGAAUUUUACAAAGACAGUGAUCUGACAUUUGGUGCUGCAAUCAAUGCAUGGGGAAGAAAGAUAAUCUUGUGUGACUGUGAUGAAUUUACCAAGAAUUAUUACAGAACUAAAUAUGGAAUUGAGGACUUCACUCCUGUUCAGUACAAAGCUCCUCAAACAAUAAAGAUUGAGAAGCAGAUUCCUCCUUACAAUGGAUUUGGUUCUGAGGAAGACUCUCUUUGUUCCUGUUUGGGACUUCUACCAAAACCACCACAACGAGAUUUCAAGAAGUUUAUGGAAAAAGACAGAAAUGGCUUGGACAGCAAUGUUCUUAGGUUUGUUGCAAAACUUAUCACUGAAAAUCCUAUAGAUACAGAACGAGUGUUCAUCAUCUCCUUCUUCUUAAGUGAUGAUACCAUAGCUGUGUUUGAGCCGCCACAAAGAAAUUCAGGAAUCAUGGGUGGCAAGUUUUUGGAAAGAUGUCGUAUCAAGAAACCCAGUCAGGAGUUAUUCAAGACCGAGAUGUCAGAAUAUUUCAAAGCUGAAGACCUCUUUGUUGGUGCCCGUGUUAAUUUCAAUGGACACAAGUUUAUAUUAGUUGAUGCAGACGAAUAUGUUUUUACCUACAUGGAGAAGAAUGUUCAUGAGUUCCCUAUGGCAGACAUCGCUUCAAUCAUAAGUAAACUCAGACGUAUUGGCGAAUCAAACCCCAGGGAGAUAAAGCAACAUUUUGUGGCUAAUGAUCCUGGGAACAGAAAUGAGAUGACAUAUGAAACAUUCAGGAAUGUCAUGGUGGAAAUUUGUGAUAGAAAGCUGACAGAACAGGAAAUAAUGACUGUCGGACGACACUACAGUGCCCAAGAGAAGCUAGAAGUUGACUUAGGUCUUCUAAUGGCUGUAGUCCAGGAACAGCUAAAGAAAAAGUCAUUUGAGAAUUUUAGUAAACUCUAUGAUGCCUUCGCGUACAAUGACCGCGAAAGGAAUGGACUGCUUCCACUCGAAGAAACUAGAACAAUAUGUAAAGCCUUUAAAAUACCUUUGGCAGAUGACCUUCUUCGUGUUAUCCUAGAAAAGCAUAAGGAAAAUGAGGGUCAAAUUAAUUAUAAGAAACUGAUGUCUGGUCUUAACUGGAGAGAGAAUCCAAAUCUGGCACGACAAACCACACCACUUAAGUUUGAUGCAGAUUGGAGUGGACAGGCGACAUCAAACGCAGUUAAGAAGGUGAACUACCUUCUCCUUCUCGAGGAUUUGUUUGGAGUACAGGAAUAAUACAUUAUAAUGUUUAAUAAUUUGUAAUGUAUACAAUUUCUGCAGUUCCAGUGUGCUCCAUAUGAUAAAAAAUGAAACCUGUAUUUAUGUGGACUGAGGGCUAAGUGCACGGCUUCUAAAGAAGAAAAUAAAAUGACCUACGUGAUAUCCAGGGUUCUCUACAUUUUCAUUGAUUGACUGUGACUGAUAAAAUCAUAGAUUGUGACCUUGUCCAAGUCCAUUAAUAAGAAAAUGGACUAACGUUGUUUUGCAUAUUAUUUUCAAAACAUUUUAGAUCUAAUUGGAUUCUCUUGACAUCCCCAGGGCAAAUAUCCCAUUUGUAGUCUGCAUAUGAAUCCAAGACAUAACAAAAUUGACAGCAUAAAUUGUGUACUAGAUAUUUUAUUUGCUUUUAACAUUUUUAGAAAACCACCCAAAUGCUUUAAUAUCCUAUAAAAUCUGUUGCACAAUAUGUUAUUAUUUUGCA